UUUGGCAGUGAGACUUUUUUUGUUUUAUUCGCCUACGUCAUUCAUAUGGUCUGGACACCGAGGCGCGAGGCUGCUCUCUCCUCGCCGUUAAUUGUGUUUCCUACAGACUGACAACUUGUUUGUCUGUUAGCGCAUUGGCUGUCCAUGGGCGCUGCUGUUCACACGCUGCUGCUGCUCCGCCGCCGGCUGGGCUGUCCGGUGCGCCUCUGCGGUCAGUUCGGGACGGUAUCGGGCUCCGCUUUUAUGAAUGAAUAACGAGACGGGGAAAUGCGAGUGACUGCGAAACUCCCCAGCAGCCGGGCUCCCGGGGGGGCAGCCGCCGAUGAGAGGAAUUAACGACGGAGCGGAGCCGCGGCUCAUUGCGGAAAAAGCCGAGUCUGACUGCAGACUGGCGUGGAAACGCACCGUGAGGGGAAAGGGCUCCAUAGCGUAGAGCAGCGGAACAAAAACCGCGGUGACCACAAUGUCCAUCCACAUUGUGGCUCUGGGCAGCGAGUGCCCCGGAGGAGUCGGGCCGGGGGAGGAGAUCAUGGGCCAGGGGCAGCUGCAGGGAGGCCUGCUGUGGAGCUACCUUGGUCACGGAGCGCUGGUGGGACCCUGCGACUUGGAGAGCAGCCUGCACAACCCAGCCUUCAUGGAGUACACCUCACGUGUGUUUGGAGAUGUCACUGUAGUGGUUCGGGAUUGCCCCAGCUGGGACUUGUUGGACAGCGAUUGGGCCAGCGUACGGAAAGUUCUUGAGCAGGCUGACAUCCUGGUCAUUAAAUAUUCAGUCACUGACAAGCUGGCCUUCCAGCAGGUCAGGAACGGCUAUGCCCCGAGACUCCGCCCGCUCCUGAGGCACUGGGGCGUGCCUGUCAUCCUGGUCGCUGUUGGAGCGCGGCUGAACGAUGAAGGUCCUCCCUGUACGUGUCCGCUGUGUGCGUCUGACUGGAGCAGCUGUGUGCCUCACAGUGAAGGUCUGCAGCUGUCCCGGGACCUGGGGGCCACCUAUCUGGAGUUGCCCUCUCUCAACCACGUCUUUGUGGGUCGCUACUUCGGCAGCGUGCUGGAGUACUUCAUGAUUCAGUGUCUGAAACACAAAGCCAAAGAGAGGCCAGAGAAGAGGCGAGGAAAUAAAGUGAACGAGCUUCGUCCCCCUCAUUUAGAACAACCAGCACGUCUUCCCCCUAUCCGAGUAGAGGAGUCCAGCUUCUCACAGGACAUGCAGUGGUUGUUGGAGCGUGGCGUGCAGUUCGCCGAUGUGGCUUUCUACGCCGGGGACUCUGGGAAAGAAUUGGGGUGGGCGCAUGCGGCUGUGCUGUGUGCUGUCAGCCCGUACUUCAGACAGCUGCUCCUGGGGCCCAAGACGAGGGAACGUCCCCAGUCACGGUGCGCUUGCAGAGAGCGGGAUGGAGGCCCCCAUUCGCUGCUCUCCACCUGGGACGGAGGGAUUAUUGAUGACAUGCCAAGAUUAGAAGGGCACCUGACAGGACGCCUCUCUCGUCUGGUAGUGAAGGACCCUCUCCUCUGUAUGUGCUUGUGGGAGACACUCAUGUUUAUUUACAGAGGAGCGUGGGAGUGGGACCACCUUCAGGAGGCCCUGGAGGAGAAGCUGAAGAAUUCACUAGCUGUGGCUCAGCUUAUGGAGCGCAUACGAUCCCUCAUUGGCAGAGACAGGGGUCCCAGGGACACCCCCAGUGCGCGGGCAGCUCAGCUCGGCCCCCAGACUCUUGUCAACCUCUUCAAUUCUCCUCUUUACUCUGAUGUCAUCUUCAUGGUGCAAGGGAGUGUAUUGCCAGCCCACCGGGCAGUGCUGGUGGCACGCUGUGACGUCAUGGCGGCCAUGUUCAGUGGGAAGUAUGCAGAGGCCCGGAGCCGAGUGGUGCCCAUCCACGGUGUCUCCUCAGAUACCUUCCUUUCUUUCCUGGAGUACCUCUACACUGACUCCUGCUGUCCUGCCAGUGUGCUGCAGGCCAUGGCCGUGCUGGUCUGCGCUGAGAUGUACCAGGUGAAACGUCUGCAGCAUCUGUGUGAAGUGUGCGUGUGCGCUUACCUUCAGAGCAUGCCCAGCAGAGAGCUGUCAUCUACAGGUAUCAGCGUGAUUCGACUACUUCGCCGAGCAAAGUGCCACAACGCAGAGCAGCUGUAUAUCUGGCUCCUCCACUUCAUCGCCAACAACUACCUGAUCUUCAGUCACAAACCUGACUUCCUGGAGCUCUCAGAGGAGGAGCGUGAGCAGGUGGAGAGGCUACGCUGGCCGUCCAGAGGCUACCUGCAGGAGCUCAGCGAGUACCAGCAGCGGCGACGCAAACUACGCAAGUCCCGCUGCAUAGUCAUGUGACCCCGCGUGGAAGCCAAAAACCUGUGGUGGAAAAAUAAGGGGGGCAGGGGGAAACCAGGGAGAAAAUAAUGACAAAGAGUGAGACUGGUCAUCGACGCUUGCAGAAACAGACAGACGAAAUAUUUAUUUUCACUUCAUCAUGCUGGACGAAGGGCUGAUUCGGAGGGACAAUGUUGCAGAAUUGCAGACUCCUUAACCGAUCAGUGACAUACACCACUGUGAUAUGCUUCUCUUGCCCCCCCAUGCGUCCUUUGCAUAAUGACUAGUCCACCAUGGGCGAUCCAAAAUGACUGAUCCUUAAAACCGAAUAUGAAUUUGAAAUGACUGUGAAAGAUUAUAUUUCGACUGGUGGACUCAAAAUGAUGGAUUUCAAAGAUGAACAGUUACAUAAAAUGUCUCCGAUACGAGAAGUGAUAUGUCAAAUGACCACACAUCUGUUGGAAAACAGACCAGAAUCAUGUGCAGACUGUUUCAAACAACAGUAACGGGUAAUGUAACGCCAGGAAACUGUUGCUGAAGUGUUUUCUUCUGUACUCGACACCUGGGGAUGUCUUUGUAUCUUCUGUACGCUGGACAAAGGACUGCACCGUCUCAAAUUAAACCAUGGCCCACGAUGCAUCUGUGUCCUGUUGGAUCUAAAUUGUGAACACGUGCACAUGCAUCACUUCUUAAGCUGAAAUAACUCUUGAGCUGCAAACUUCUUUGUGGCUCACUCACUAUUUUAGCUGAGCGGUGACCUACAUUAAUACAGAGAGCAGGGUGGAAGGUAAUGCUGCUGGUUGCACAGUCAUGCUCAUUUUCAUCUGUAGUCUGACAGAAACUCAGUUUAACAGACGAGCAGGACCAAUUUAAUUACAGUGCUUUUGUUAGAUUCUUUCAGAUCUACGAUGCAACGUCAGCGAGUGUCUCAGAGGCAGACUGAUUUUAUUACUGUGUGAGAUUGGUGGUAGUCGGUGUCAGAUGAGGCCAUCUCACUUUCAUUCAAAAAUGGCUUGAAAUGUAAUCAUCAAAUUAAAUUACACAUAGCCAGAUCAAAAUCAAGUGCUCUGUACACCAACAAUAAUCAGUGUAUUUUUUUAAUUUCAUUUAAAGCCUGUGAGCUGGACUUUCACACCAUUUCCUUUGCAGGUUAAUAUGAAAUAUCGUUGAAACUAUUUCUUAUCUAUUGCAAUAACAAAUAAUAAAAGGUCUGUCUCAGUCUGUCAAAAGGUGAAAGCCUUUUGUAGCAUUUACGUGUACAGAGGCGGUAAAAAGAUUUAGGAAAAAACAACCAUAUCAUGAACGUAAGUUGGUACACUAAAACCCACAAUGCCUCUGGGUGGAUACACAGUAUUUAUUUGAUCCUAUUUUUUGAUUUGAGAGGUUGUUUUUAAUCAUAAUGAGAUAAUGAUUUAUUGGUGCUGCAAUUAUUUUUGUAAACUAUACUGUAUGUAGACAUGAUUAUGACAUUAUUUCUUUUUUUUUUUAACAUUUGGAGUAGAAACAACUGGGUCACACUAUUUUACAGUCUACUGUUUCACUGGUAUUUACUUAAAAGGUGCAUGAUUACAAAAGAACUGGAAUAUAGGAAGACAGAACUUAAUUUGUCAGAUAAUGCUUCAACAAAAUGAAGCAAAAAACACCAAAACAUAAGUGCCAUUUUGCAGCUAUUUUUUAUUCAGUGGCUCAAUAUCAAUCAUUAAUAGGCAAAAAACAGUAUGUAUAGUAGGUGUGGCAGCAGGCUGUGUAUAUACAAGUAAGUACAAGAAAGCUAUCACUGUGAGAUUUUGUGUACAGGUGGUACCUUUGACCACCUGAUGUAUGUUUAAAUUCCUGCGCACCACAACAAUCAAAGUGCGUGUGUUCACCAAGAAAUCCUCAGAUAAAUCCCAAUCUACUCUUCAGUAAAUAACAGUUGAAAAACUGGACUGUGAAACAAAGCGUACUCCAGUGCUGCAUCCACACCCAGUGUGUGGAGACACAUAUGUGGCGCCUCUAGGCCAGUGUUGUACAGACUGUGGAUAACAUGACGUCUGAAUUUAAAUAAAGACAUGUUUUAGAAUGAA
Molecule: messenger RNA, 4368 nt
Organism: Micropterus salmoides (largemouth bass)
Lineage: Eukaryota; Metazoa; Chordata; Actinopteri; Centrarchiformes; Centrarchidae
Gene: rhobtb3
Product: Rho related BTB domain containing 3
Exons: 13
Coding region: 464-2323 (619 amino acids)
Biological process (GO): proteasome-mediated ubiquitin-dependent protein catabolic process; regulation of proteolysis
Cellular component (GO): cytoplasm
Molecular function (GO): ubiquitin protein ligase binding
Source: RefSeq, a predicted model, not a curated record